Molecule: messenger RNA, 1043 nt
Organism: Tripterygium wilfordii
Lineage: Eukaryota; Viridiplantae; Streptophyta; Magnoliopsida; Celastrales; Celastraceae
Product: ankyrin repeat and SAM domain-containing protein 4B-like
Exons: 6
Coding region: 191-811 (206 amino acids)
Molecular function (GO): protein binding
Source: RefSeq, a predicted model, not a curated record
GUCUCGACCGUUCCGAACUCCAAAGCCAACCACAAAGCUUCUUUAGUCUGGAUCGGGAACUUAAACAUAAAUUAUUCCCGAGAAUCUCCAAUUCCACUAGGGCUAGGGUUUCGAUAUCUCUCUUGAAAUCCGAUUUCACGCUCCUGUCUUUAAUCCUCAAUUAGGGUUGGGGGUUUAAGAGCUGAUAAAUAUGUAUGCUGAUCGGGUAGAGUCUGGAGGCAGGGGAUCAAUAAAGGAUCGUCUCAAUGGAACUUCCUUCGACAACCCCACUCGUCGGCGCCCAAUCACCGGCAAGAGGCAAAGGCAAGAUGACAAGUGGGAACAUGAUCUUUAUGAUGAUGAACCUCACAUUUCAAAUCGGAAAGUCGGCGCUCGAGAUCUUCGUCAGAAGCUCCAGAGGAAAAGUCUUCAACAGGUGUCACAAAGUGGAAAAGGGUCUGUUCCAGGUGUACGGGAUUUGCGUGAAAAGCUAUCAGGUACAAUGAAUCUGCAACCAGAGAGUGCCGGUUCACGAAAACAAAAAAUGGAGGCUGCUAAACCAGCUAGGAAAAGUGUUGCUGCUGAGGCUGCUGAACCAGAGAUUAAAAAAGUUGCAAAUCCGACUACUAAAAAGAAGUCUCAGCAAAAGGCUGAAACAUCAUUGGAUCAGUUUUUGCUCUCAUUGGAUCUUGAGAAAUAUUCGAUUACUUUUCAGGCCGAGGAAGUAGACAUGACAACCCUUGUACACAUGACUGAUGAGGACCUCAAGGCUUUAGGGAUACCAAUGGGCCCGAGGAAGAAGAUACUUCUAGCGCUGGAAUCUAGAGCCUAACAUGUAAGACAGUGCUCAAUCAUUUUGCGUAUAUGUUGGUGUCGCGGGGUUGUAUUAUUGUUUGAGAAUCCUCAAAAUUAUUUUGCCUGCAUUUAGCUGGUUGGGCGAGCCUUUUUAUUUUCCUGUUCUUUUUUUUUUUUGUUUUGAUUUCCCUUUCUUCAGUUCUGUAGCUUGAAUCUAAUUAUUAUUUAUCUUAAAGCAAUGUGAAAUACUGAAAUGUGAGCUUGGGGAA